Pectinophora gossypiella (pink bollworm) is the source of this 729-nucleotide messenger RNA. Its product is annotated as histidine-rich glycoprotein-like. Lineage: Eukaryota; Metazoa; Arthropoda; Insecta; Lepidoptera; Gelechiidae. The record is from RefSeq and is a predicted model, not a curated record. The transcript has a single exon. Bases 1 to 729 code for a protein of 242 amino acids.
AUGAAGUUGGUAGUAGCAGUAGGCCUGCUCUGCCUCGUGGCGGUGUACGCUAGGGAAUUGGGCGAGGAGGAUAAGGACCUCGUCGCAGCUGCCAGUGGCAAAUCCCAUCACCACGAAUCUGGUGGCGGGAAAGAACACCACGAGCACCACCAUCACGAACACGGGGAAAAGGGCCAUAAGGGUCAUAAGGGCCAUCACCAUCACCAUAAGGGAGAACACGAAGACCACGGGAAGCAUCACCACGAAGGGCAUCAUCACGAGCACGGAGGCGGCCACAAAAAGCACCAUGACGAGCAUGACCACCACGGACACCAUCACGAACACGGGCAUCACCAUAAGGGCGGCAAACACGGCCAUCACAAACACCACGACAAAGGAGAGAAAACCGACGGGUAUCACAAGAAAUACCACAAGGAUCAUUACCAUAAGGACCAUCACUUCUACGAUGACCAUCACAAGGAAGGCAAGCACCAUAAGAAAGGUGAUCAUCACCACCAUCACGAAAAGCACGGCGGCGGUCACAAGAAAGGCGGUCAUCAUGAUCACGGGCAUCAUGAGCAUCAUCAUGGCCAUCACAAGCAUCACGACAAGCAUCACCAUGAUGAAGAUCACAAAGGUCACAAGGGUCAUCACGGCCAUGAGGAGCAUCAUCAUCACCAUCAUGACCAUGGCAAGAAGGGCGGUCAUCACGACGGAAAGCACUGGGGAUUCCACCAUGGAAAGCACUAA